AUGGCUCGUAGAGUAAGAACACCGUUGAAUUUCUUUGUUCUGAUACUGAUUGUUCUUCCAACUUUGGUAUUCGCAAUUCGAACUCUGAGAAAUGCGCCUUUAAGUGAGGAAGAUCGUCAGUACAAUGAAGGAGAUUAUAUUCCUCUGUUCGCCAACAAAGUUUAUUCUAAUCAAGAAGAUUCAUGGAAGAGAUCCUUUAAAGAACUUUUAGCAGGGGAUUGCUAUGUCAACACUCAAUAUGAAUUGAGGUUCAAGAUGGGAACAACAGGGAAACUCCUUUGUGAGAAAAAUUUGACAAGAGAAGAAGUUGCAAUAUUUAGAAAUGCCAUUGGAAACAAAUAUAUGUACGAGAUGUACUUUGAUAGCAUUCACUUGUCAAAGAACAUUGGAAACAAUACUAAAGAUUCCUUUUGCGACUACAUCUGUUCAAGUCGUAGGUUUUUUCUUAUCAACCACCUGCGCUUUUAUCCUCAUUACUUAGGAAACAAAGUGAAAGAAAUACAUGUUGUUGGUGACCAUGAUUCUGCUUUGGAUAUAACUGAAGAUGCUGAAAUCAAAGUCAACUUCACUUAUUCUGUCUUCUGGAAAGAAUUUGAAUCCAAGCAAGAGAUUCAGGAUUGGGUUCGUGACUUGUCGGAGCACAUUGGAGAAGAUAAUCCUAUGCAUUAUACUAAUGCUAUCAUCAUUUGUGGCUGGAAUUCUUUUGGAGAUGUAAUGGUAGAAGCUACAGGGGUUAUUUGUCCAUGUCAUAUUCAUGGUAAUGCAUGUAGAUGUCCUCAGUACUCGUCCCUACUUGGGGCCAUUCUGGGUGUUGGAAAACAGUUAUUAUGUAAGCCAUAUCUGCCACAUGCUUGCUAA
Quercus lobata is the source of this 858-nucleotide messenger RNA. RefSeq names its product transmembrane 9 superfamily member 4-like. Bases 1 to 858 code for a protein of 285 amino acids. The transcript is spliced from 3 exons. NCBI's taxonomy places the organism in Eukaryota, Viridiplantae, Streptophyta, Magnoliopsida, Fagales, Fagaceae. Gene Ontology annotation, cellular component: membrane. The record is from RefSeq and is a predicted model, not a curated record. Gene Ontology annotation, biological process: protein localization to membrane.